Messenger RNA from Dreissena polymorpha, 2289 nucleotides. RefSeq names its product EF-hand calcium-binding domain-containing protein 11-like. The transcript has 8 exons. Gene Ontology annotation, molecular function: calcium ion binding. Bases 57 to 581 code for a protein of 174 amino acids. The record is from RefSeq and is a predicted model, not a curated record. NCBI's taxonomy places the organism in Eukaryota, Metazoa, Mollusca, Bivalvia, Myida, Dreissenidae.
CCUGUCGAGGCUAGACAAACGUGCAAGAACGAAAAUUGAAACACUAAAACGUUGAGAUGUCUGCUAGAAUUGGAUUUACAUUGAACCCUGAAGGUUAUGAAUUUAUAAGAAGAGAAGUUAAAAAGGAAGAUGUCGCACUGAUACAGCGUGUGUUUCACACAAAUGAUGAAGGGAAGAAAGGGUACCUUACAAGAGUGGACCUAAAAGUUGCAGUGGUCGAGUUGCUGGGAUAUAAACCUGCCAAGUUUGAAGUCAACCAGAUCUUUGAGAAGUAUGCAGUGGAAGUAGCUGAGGAUAUUCAAGGCCUUCAUCUUGAAGGGUUCACCUCAUGUAUGUGUGCGAAGCUGGCAGGGCAGGAUGAAGAUGAUGAGAUCAGGCAUACCUUCAUGGCCCUGGACGCUCAGUGUCGAGGGUUUCUGACGCUGGAAGAAGUGAAGAAGGCAUUCAGCAGUGUUGCCCCUCAUGUUCCUGAACAGGUCAUACACUCUGCCUUCAGGGAAAUAGACCAGGACGGAGAUGGUAGAGUGAGCUUUAAGGACUUCCAAUUUUUGAUGAAGUACAGCUUGGAAGAUCACAUAUAACUGUCAUUAUCAACCAAAUUCACCAUGGGAACAGUUCAGUGAGGACAGAUACGUACCGCUGUGAGGAUAAUGGGUGGGUUAACGGCCUAGCAGUACCCUCACCUUUCUAAGAAUUGUCCCAAUUCUUGUGAACAACAGAUCAAUUAUAAGGUAAGUAUACUAUUUUUAAAUUACAUAAAUUACUUUGACAUAAAAAUUUAUUUGAAUAAAUGUUGCAAUAUAUAUUAUAUAAAAACAACCUGUCAACAUUUAUGAUUUCACAUAAUAUUUACAUGAACACCAUGACCUUAUGACAAAACAUUGAUAAUGUUAUUAUCCGAAAUUUGUUUUUUGAAUAAAUGUAACAAUAAAAAUUUGUCAACAUUUAUGAUAUUACAUGAACAAAAUAACUUUCUGACAAAACAUUGAUUCUGUUAUGAAAAAAAACACACAUAAAAUUUUGUAAUGACAAAUACUUCCAUGAAAUGUACAACAUGUAUUUAUAUCAUUUUACCUUACACUUUAUGACUUAUGUGACUGUUCUAAUACACAAGAACAACAUUAUAAUAAAUUGAAUAUAGACUAUGUCAAUAUGACACAUACAUUCAAGAUAAAGAAAACAAAGCAACUUUAUGUUUAUCAGAGAUAUUCAUAUAUUAUGUUUGAUGAACUAUGAAUUUAUAUUUGAAAUAAAAUUAACCUAUAAUUAGUUUCAUACAUAUACAUUUGAAAUAAGAGCAAUACAUACCUAUAGUCUAAACAACAAGAAGCACAUAGUCCGUUUUAUUUACACUUUGUAUUUUGACUCAAAGUUUGUAAUUUCUGCUCUCUGUUUUUAUUUCGUAAAGGUACCCGUCAUUUACGAAGCUGCUCGACUCUACGGUCUCGGCGAUCAGGGUCCUUGCCCGAUUAUAAAGUUCCUGUAAUUUUGCCCGCGCAUUGUCCAGCGACUUCAUCUCCUCGUCUGUCGUACAUGGUACCGGCAAAAAUAGUAAACAGUCUCCGACGGAAGUUGUAAAUGAAAAUGCCGAAAAGGAUUUAUGACUAAGUUACAAAAAGUUAAAGUGGAAGCAAACACAACAAGGAGCGAGGCAUGGUAUUGUAAUGCGCAUGGACGGGUUAGAGGGUUAGGGUAAGGGUUAGGGUUAGGUUUCACCUGAUCCUGUUUUAUUAGCUACUAGUAGUAGAAACUUAUUAGACUUGUUAGACUACUACUACUAAUAAUAAAAGAUGCCUUUCCUACUGCGGUAAAAUUUUAGUACUACUGCCAACACUAAUAAAAAGAUGCCGUCCCUAAACGGUGCUUGUUCAUUUGGCGGACAAUGGUGUUCCAUGUGUGAGGAAUUAUGCCGUUAUUGCAUAGCUGAUUGUAUAUCCUGCCUUUAAAAUGCUCGAACGAAUAUGAACUCUGGAUGUUUGGUUUCAAUAAAUUAAAGCAGAUUACACGAUUGAAGCACAAUUUGAUACCUAUGACGAGAAUUCAGUUUAGUGCUACUUUUAAAAUAACUAUAUAAAAUAUAUAGUUUCCGGUUAUGUAGUAUUAUGAAUAAAUAUUUUCGAGAUAUCGCUGUUCUUUUUUACAAAUGAUAUUAUUAUGCCCCCCUUCAAAAAAGAGGGGGUAUAUUGCUUUGCUCAUGUCGGUCGGUCGGUUGAAACUUGAUAGGUAGAUUGAUCAGGACUCGCAGAUGACCCCUAUUGAUUUUCAGGUCACUGGUCACUGGGUCAAAGG